Molecule: messenger RNA, 2118 nt
Organism: Pseudozyma flocculosa PF-1
Lineage: Eukaryota; Fungi; Basidiomycota; Ustilaginomycetes; Ustilaginales; Ustilaginaceae
Exons: 3
Coding region: 1-2118 (705 amino acids)
Biological process (GO): thiamine biosynthetic process
Cellular component (GO): cytosol
Molecular function (GO): hydroxymethylpyrimidine kinase activity; phosphomethylpyrimidine kinase activity
Source: RefSeq, a predicted model, not a curated record
AUGUCGCCGCCGCGCGUCCUCACCAUCGCCGGCUCCGACUCGGGCGGCGGUGCGGGCAUCCAGGCCGACCUCAAGACCUUUCUCUCGCUGGGCACCUACGGCCUCUCGGUCCUCACCGCCCUCACCGCCCAGUCGACGACGGGCGUCUCGGCCAUCCACGCGCCCCCCGCCAGCUUCGUCGUCGACCAGCUCCACGCCGUCACCCGCGACAUCCGCAUCGACGCCGUCAAGCUCGGCAUGCUGUGCAACCACGACAUCCUCGUCGCCCUCGCACACGCUCUCGCCAGCUGGAAGCAGCAGCCGCGCAACGCCUCGUCGCCCCUCGGCGGCCACGGCGUGCCCAUCGUCCUCGACCCCGUCAUGGUCUCGACCUCGGGCUCCCUCCUCCUCUCUGACUCGGCAGUCGUCUCCCUCAUCCAGCACCUCCUGCCCCUCUGCACUCUCCUUACGCCCAACCUGCCCGAGGCCAAGCAGCUCCUCAGAUACGCCAAUAGAGCACCCACCAGCGGCGCAGCGCCAUCAGCGCCGACCGGCGACCAGAACGACACCGGCACCGGCUCCGCCUCCGACGCCUACCACCUCGAGCACUCGACCGACAUCCCCGCCAUGGUCCAGGCCGCAAACGAGCUUGCAGGCCUCGGCCCCUCGGCCGUGCUCGUCAAGGGCGGCCACGCCAAACUCGGUCGCGGCCAGGUUCUCGCCCAGAUCGCGCAGCUCACCGCCGGUCGCGACCAGCGCCCCAUCGCUCCGCUCGAGCAGAGGCCGACAUCUUCGCGGCCGGACCUUGCAGAUAGGACAGCAGAACGCGUCUCUGCCAUUGGCGGCACGUCUAGGAGCGCCCUCGGCAAUGGCAGCGACCACGAAGACGACGGCCGCCGUCAGCAGGAUCUGGCCGCCCUCGCCGGCCUCCACGGCGCCACAAUCACCCAGUCCGGCAACAUCACCGUCGUGCGCACCGACGAGUUCCCCUACGCCGACAUCCUCCGAAACCCCCCACCGCCGUCCCAACAGCCCGCGUUCGACGGCGGCGAUACCGCCGACGACGACGAGCAACAGGUCAUCUGCGACGUCCUCUUUGAGCGGGGCGGCGCAGAUGGCGAGGGCAGCUACACGCUCUUUGUCAAGCCAUUCGUCUCGUCAACCGCCACGCACGGCACGGGAUGCACGCUGUCGUCGGCCGUGGCCGCAUCGCUGGCCCAGGGGCACAGCCUGCUGCGCUCCGUCUCGAUCGGCAUCGACUACGUCCAGCGAGCCAUCGCCUGCGGCAUCGAGGACCUGGGCCAGGGCUCUGGCCCGCUGGAUCACGGCUUCCCGAUCCAGGCGCGCUCGCUGCCGCGCGCCACGCGCCAGGCGCCGCACCCGCUCACGCUGCACCUCGUGUCCAACUCGCUCCCGCUCUGGGCCGCCUUUACGCGCAGCCCGUUUGUGCUCGGGAUAGCGGACCGCUCCAUCCCGCUCGAGGCGUUCGUCUACUUCCUGCGCCAGGACUACGUCUUCCUCCGCCACUAUGCGCGCCUCUGGUCGCUGGCGGCCACGUUUGCGGCCAACUCGUUUGAGCAGAUCGCCACGUUUGCGCGCAUCUCGCUCUCGAUGGUGCACGAGGCCGAGAUGCACGUCGGGCUCUGCGCCCGCUUUGGCGUCGACAAGGACGACUUGGAGCACGGUACCGUCGAAAGCCAGGCUACGCUGGCGUACACCCGCUUCGUCGAGGGGGUGGGGAGGAGCGGGGGCAUCCUCGACCUGAUCGUCGCCCUCGCCCCGUGCCUGUACGGGUACGGGGAGGUUGGACUCUUCCUCGGACGCGGCGAGGACGAGAGGAGAAGGAGCAGGAGGAGGACAGGUACGGAAGGAGGUGACGGUGCAGGGAUCAAGGCAGACGGUGGUGACGACAGGGAAGAGGGACUGCAGACCUGGAUCCAGGGGUAUGCGGGAGACGAGUUCCAGCAGGCCGUGCGUGAUGGCAUGGCGCUCCUUGAGGAUAUCGCAUCGCAAGACCCACCAUCGGCGGUCCGCCUCGAAAAGCUCCAGAAAAUCUGGGACGCAUCAUGUCGACUCGAGAUCGCCAUGUGGGACGAGGCGAUGCGCACCGAGGUCCGACGUGGCAUCCUCGAUCCAUAG